Messenger RNA from Musa acuminata AAA Group (dessert banana), 1379 nucleotides. RefSeq names its product E3 ubiquitin protein ligase RIE1-like. Gene Ontology annotation, molecular function: ubiquitin protein ligase activity. Gene Ontology annotation, biological process: protein ubiquitination; ubiquitin-dependent protein catabolic process. Lineage: Eukaryota; Viridiplantae; Streptophyta; Magnoliopsida; Zingiberales; Musaceae. Gene Ontology annotation, cellular component: plant-type vacuole. The transcript is spliced from 4 exons. The coding region runs from base 110 to 1153 and encodes 347 amino acids. The record is from RefSeq and is a predicted model, not a curated record.
ACCCGAAAAAGAGAGCACAAAGGUGGCAUUUUGGAGCCCCAUUUGCUUCCCUAAACCCCAUAAGAAACCAUCAAAAUUGACCACCCCAUUCCCUUCGGGCGGCCCUGCGAUGGCGGAUUCCGACCCCUUUGGCAGGAGCGGAGGCAGCGGCACCGCCGGACAUGCCUCGAGGCCCACCGGCCCCCUCGACCACCACCGUCACCCCCGCGGAGUCAAUUGGAACCUUCCGCUGCUCCUCGGCAGGGCCACCGUCAGGCGGCUGCUGGGCUCGGCCCCGCCCGCGGCUGCAGCUGUGGUGCAGCUGGAGGAGCGCCACCACGGGUGGGGCUACUCCAGGCCGGUCGUGGCGCUCGAUGUGGUGUGGAAUUCGGCGUUCGUGUUGGUCUCGGUGGCGGUUCUGCUAUCGACGUGGAAGGAGCGGCCGGCGACGCCGAUUCGGGCUUGGGUGUUUGGGUACGUUCUGCAGUCCUUGCUUCAUGUGGGGUUUGUUUGUUUCGAAUAUAGGAGGCGGCGCCGGCUGAGGGAGAGGAGGAGGAGUAGGUGGAUUGAAGUGGAAGAGGACGAGGAUGAGGAGAGCAGGGCUGUUAAGAAAUUGGAGUCCCUUAAUGCAAUGAUUUCAUUACUGUGGUGGAUGCUUGGGUUCUAUUGGAUAGUUGUCGGUGGCCAAGCACUUCUACAAGAUGCACCUCAUCUCUAUUGGUUGACAGUGGUGUUUCUAGCAUUCGAUGUGUUCUUUGCAAUGUUUUGCAUCAUGUUGGCCUGUGUAAUCGGUAUAGCCCUCUGCUGUUGCCUCCCAUGUAUCAUAGCAUUUCUACAUGCUGUUGCAGCCCAAGAAGGUGCUUCGGAUACUGAUCUCAGCACUCUCCCCAAGUUCCGGUUCUGUCAGGGCAAUCAACCAGAUAAACUUGACCUAGAAAACCAACAUCAAAUUGCCAUCACAAUAAACGAGCAGAAUUCCCUCGUGGACCUUGCCCUUCCUGCGGAGGAUUCGGAAUGUUGCAUUUGCCUUUCUCAGUAUGAAGAUGGAGUGGAGCUGCAUUCACUUCCCUGCAACCAUCACUUCCAUUCAGAUUGUAUCGUCAAGUGGCUCAGGAUCAAAGCCACGUGCCCUCUCUGCAAGUACAACAUACUUGAAGGCGAUGAUCUUGUGUAGCUUGAAGAAACAUGGCUUCAAACAUCAGGUUAGCAGCUUACUAUAUGACUAAUCUCGCGUGCUCUCCCAAGGCCAUUGAUCUCUGUAGAGAGGAUACCAUGUAAAUUCAGGAGCUUUAGUUGUCUUAUGUUUGAAAUUUUCCUUGUAUAUUCUAUGUCAAGACAGCUUUGUGUUCGAUUUUUGUUCACUUGGAUUCUCUCUUUUAAUAGAUGGAAAUUUAGCUGGA